Molecule: messenger RNA, 4095 nt
Organism: Uranotaenia lowii
Lineage: Eukaryota; Metazoa; Arthropoda; Insecta; Diptera; Culicidae
Product: suppressor of hairless protein-like
Exons: 5
Coding region: 1626-3263 (545 amino acids)
Biological process (GO): regulation of transcription by RNA polymerase II
Cellular component (GO): nucleus
Molecular function (GO): RNA polymerase II cis-regulatory region sequence-specific DNA binding; DNA-binding transcription activator activity, RNA polymerase II-specific
Source: RefSeq, a predicted model, not a curated record
CAGGCCAGGGCAACUGAUUGCUAGGCGUACGGUUCCGUUCAUACGAUAUCGUGGAUGCAUUGAGUAAAGUCGCGCGUUCAUCAUCUUUGUCGGGCUCACUCUCUCACACUUCUGGAUUGUGUUUUUUAAUUGUCAAUGAGGUGAAAGAAUAAGGGAACUAAAUUAAUGCAAAGAAACAUUCGUGUGAAUUUCUGCACAUUGGACAUCAUUAAAUAUUUACCAUUGUCGAUGGAUAAGCCGUGCUAGUGAUACAACGCAACUGUUGAGUGCGCUCAAGUGCAGUAGUUUCAAUCAACAUACGCCGGAAGAACGCAAGCUGUUACAGUGUUUCUGGUAUACCGUUGUUAUCCGGUCGGUGGCUUAGGGACAUCAUUGGUGUCGCGUUUGGUAUAUUCCCAUUGAGGGAAGGCAAACUUGAAAUCGCCCACGGACCAGUGAAAAGUGAGGUUAUGUUUGGAGUGUUCGUAUAGUGUAGCUAGACCCAUCAUAUGCUCAUUUAGCUUUUCGGUCAUCCGGGUCUAAUUUUGGCCAUUUGACGAAACGGCUAUCAGUGACAGUUUCCUUUGAUCUGUCGGGAAAACUUGAACUUGAGAUUGCGGAUUUAGGAGUUGUUUCGGUUUUCCGUUUGUAGGCGGACGGAACUCGUCGUCGUUGUGUAGCCAUACGCUAAACGCCAAAAGCCACCACCAGCCAAACCAGCAUCUCUCUGGGACCAGCAUUGAUUUUCUCGUUGUAUGUCGUAGCUGCGGCCACCAAACCGAAUCUGCUCUCUGCGCACCAUCAUCAUCAGCCCCCGAAUUUCGUUCGGGCAACGAAAAAAAAAAAAACCAGAAAGACAGAGGACCGUGUGAAGUUUUGGUUAGGGUCCCUUGUAUUUUAGUUUCAUUGGCACAAACUCAUUGCCAGUAAUUGCAAGACUGCAGGAGAAAAAAAGACAGCUCCGUGUCAAAAUUGACAUUACUUGCAUGUUCCGUGAUAGUGGAGAAGAAAUCUGAGCGAAAUUUUUGUUCAUGAAUGUUUGCGCCGUGAUGAGGAGUUAGUUUUUUAUACGCGUUUCGGUGUCGCGAGUGGUGGUGCCCUGGAAUCUGUUGAACUGUAGGCAUGAAUGGAAUAGUUUUCCCAGUGCACUGAUAAUCGAAGUAUUCCAGGUGCGAAAAAUGGUAUUUGAGGUGAACGAGGAAAGUGACAAGAAUGUGAUGAUCUACUUUGCUGUGAAAAUCAAGAAACCAUGAUCCAUAUCGACUUCUUGCGUACUAGUCCGUGAUGUAGAAGUUUUAAGAAAGGAUCGUCGAAGAAUAUAGCUCAGUGUUACAAGGAGUGAUGAAUGAAUGAGCGAAAAUUACAGAAAGUGAUGCUGACUGAUGGUGGAUUUGCCGCUGGAAUUGAAGGAAUUUGCCAUACCCAUUAGCCGAAGCUUCUGAAGCGUUCCCACGGAUUGUAGCUAGACGUAAUGUAAUUGCGUUGACGACCAAAUGGUAGAAGUCAACUAAAACCGAGCGGCCUUUCUCAUUAUAAUUGUUAGUGCUCAUCUGUCUGAUUCGAAUCGGGAUACAAAAUACAAGUGUUAAAAUUACUUCGCGAAAGAAAUUAAGUUCGGCAACAUUCAACCCCAACAGCACACAACGAUGCCACAUCAGUACGGAAUUCCCAGCUAUGGCCAGACACCGCCGAGUCCACCUACGCACCAUGGAGGCGCGCUCAUUCCACGGCUUGGCGGUGGAGCUGUGAUUCCGGUGGCGGCAAACACCAACUCUGGCGGCAGCAACAUGGGUCCAUCCGGGAAUGCGCUUUUCCGGGGCCCCAUCGAGGAGCGGCGGCUGACGCGCGAGGCGAUGGAAAAAUAUCUGCGAGAUCGCAACAACAUGGUCAUUGUGAUACUGCAUGCAAAGGUCGCACAAAAAUCCUACGGCAACGAGAAACGAUUCUUCUGUCCGCCGCCCUGCAUCUACCUGUUUGGGGAGGGCUGGCGGUUGCGCAAGGAGCAGAUGCUGCGGCGCGGCGAAAGCGAACAAUCCACCCAACUAUGUGCCUUCAUCGGAAUCGGCAGCUCGGAUCAGGACAUGCAGCCGCUGGAUCUGAACAACUCGAAACAGUACUGCGCCGCCAAGACGCUGUUCAUCUCCGACUCGGACAAGCGGAAACACUUCAUGCUCUCGGUCAAGAUGUUCUACGGCAGCGGCCACGACAUCGGGGUAUUCCAGUCGAAACGAAUCAAGGUGAUAUCGAAACCAUCGAAGAAGAAACAAUCGCUCAAAAAUGCUGAUCUGUGUAUAGCUAGCGGGACGAAAGUCGCGCUGUUCAAUCGACUACGAUCUCAGACGGUUUCCACGCGGUACCUGCACGUGGAAGACGGUCACUUUCAUGCGAGCUCCACCCAGUGGGGCGCCUUCACGAUACACCUGCUAGACGACAACGAAAGUGAAUCGGAAGAAUUUCAGGUUCGAGACGGGUAUGUACACUACGGAUCUACAGUCAAACUAGUCUGCUCAGUAACGGGAAUGGCCCUGCCGCGGUUAGUGAUCCGGAAGGUGGACAAACAGAUGGCCCUACUGGAGGCCGAUGAUCCAGUUUCGCAGCUACACAAAUGUGCAUUCCAUAUGAAAGACACCGAACGGAUGUACCUGUGCCUUUCGCAGGAGAAAAUAAUUCAGUUCCAGGCGACGCCUUGUCCCAAGGAACCGAACAAGGAGAUGAUCAAUGACGGUGCCUGUUGGACCAUCAUCUCUACCGAUAAGGCUGAAUAUCAGUUCUACGAAGGUAUGGGACCGGUUCGAACGCCGGUCACGCCAGUGCCAAUAGUCAACUCACUACAUCUGAACGGCGGCGCCGAUGUGGCGAUGCUGGAAAUCACGGGUGACAACUUCACGCCCUCGCUACAGGCGUGGUUCGGUAAUGUGGAAGCAGAAACCAUGUAUCGGUGUGCGGAAUCGCUACUCUGUGUUGUGCCCGAUAUUUCGCAGUUCCGAGGGGAAUGGUCAUGGGUCCGACAGCCAACGCAAGUUCCGAUCUCCCUGGUGCGGAACGACGGCAUCAUCUACGCCACGGGGCUGACGUUCACCUACACACCGGAACCGGGUCCUCGAUCGGCUUGCGCUGGAGCCGAUGAGGUCCUCCGGAGGGCCAACAGUAAUAGCAACAGCGCCAACAAUAACAACAACAACGGCAAUAGCGCCGCGACAACACCCGGCGGAACCGGAACCGGAGGAUCCUUGCCACCGAUCUCGGAUGUCGCCUGGAGCGCACAUGGUGGUGGAAUACCGUAAGAUCAAUCAAUCGCUUAUUGUUUAUUUUUGGUUUAAUCUCUUUUCGAGGGUCGGUCAUUCGAGCACUGAACAUAUUUAUUGUUUAAUCGAUCAGAAAAAAAGUUCGUGGUUCUAAUCAUCGCCACACCUACCUAUGCAUACUAUAUUUGCUAAUUUAUACACAGUAUUUUGAGGAAGUGAGCGUUCAUACCCGAAUCGAGAGACAACACCGAGUAAUCUCAAUAUUUUAUUCCUACCACAAAAAGUUAAUCGUUAAGUAAUACCAACAUAGGCCAAUGAACAAAUUGCUAAUAUAUGUAUACAUGUGCGCUGGGCGGGGGAAAAUCGCUAUCCAAGAAAAUAUUUUUCCCUACCUUAUUUUCUCUAUCGUAGUGAAGGAGAAAACAAACUGUGUAGACUAUCAUUUCCUACUCUAUUUUUUAAGGAAAGUCGUAUUUUGACAGAUUUUUUGUAAGAGAAUUACUAUUUUUAAGAAUAGAGAUUACGUGAAUCGUCACGGAACCAGACAUUGCAUAAAAAAAACACAAGAGAUGAUGAAACAAGUGAUAUAGCAGGUUUUACAGAAUAAAGAUUACAAAAUCAAAGUAUUUAAACUUAAAAACGUAAAAUCAAGUGACUACUAUUUUGUGUGUGAAGAAAAAUUCUGACAUCGAAAGCACUGUCCACGAGUAGCAGCUAGAAGCUAAAACAACAAGAAAAAGACACUUUUUACUGUUCCGAAGUUUGUUUUUUUAAGAGACGAAUUAUGAGAGAGGGGGAGAGAAAAAAAAGCCGCGAUGAAGAAGUCUAAGCAUUUUAAACUGGGAAUAAAAUUGCCAAAGAAGUAAUCAGA